ACCGCGGCUGAGGAGACAUUGUCCAAAAAUUUUCUAGGUUAAUGAUGUAGCAAGCCUUGUUAUUUUUUCGCAUAUGAGUAGCAGUAGUCUAAUUGGCAAACAAACCGAAACGAAAACCAGAACAUCAAAAAGAAUGAUGGAAAAGCGUUGUGUGUGCACCGGAAUACGGUAUUGUGCGCAUUGUGAGGCGCCCGAGUUUCGCGCUUUGCACGGAAUGCUGGCACCAAGAUUGCUUCUGGAAGGUGAAACAGACAUCAGAAGUCCACCACAUAAUAGUGGCGCCUCUAUAAACCACACCGCCGAUGUUGAGUCUGGCGAGAAAAGCAGCAAGCGUAUUAAAGACCAGGCAGAAACUGACACAGAGCGGUGGCAGGCAGCACAACCGAGCCGGCGGCACCGGCGGGUUGGGCGGCUCGAGCAAACCGCGGACGGUUCCUUUCUCGUACGGUUUGCAUGUGAAGAUGUUGUGAACCCACGCCGUCGAGCAACCAUUCCACGGAGCGAAAGUUGUAGAUCCACAAUAAGCACCGCAGCAAGCGCUCGUAAAAGUGGCGGUCGUUCUUCAGAUUCUGAAGAUGCUCUAGAAGUCGAUGAAGAAGCUCGCCCUCUUCGCGAGGGCGACAACAAGCAAGUCGUCCAAGCUGGCGAUUAUUUCACCUGCUCGCUGCGCAGCUUGGGGUUGGACGACUGUUUCCAGAUGAUCCCCGACUUCUUAACCUCCGAGGAGGAGAGCGAACUUCUGCACGUCAUGUUGUCGGGCCCAAACGUUCAAUUUGACAAUACUUACAACCUAACAGCUGUGGCAAAACCUGGCCCGGCAUCAAACAUAAACUCUGGUCGUCGCGGGAUGCCAGCAGCAAAGCCAACAACUGAAAGAAACGCCCGAAAUCCUGCUGCUGGUGUAGUGCCUCUCGAGCGGCGCGAUGUGGAACUUGCCGACGAGGAGUCGUGCACGGUUGCGCCUCUGAUAUGGACACGGUCGCAGUCCGGGCGCCAGAAGUGCGACUUCGGGCCCAAAAUCAAUUACAAGCAGCAAAAAUUUCAGCUGAAGGGCUUCAGGUGCACGCCGGAACGUCUUCGCGACACGCAGGCGCUGACGAAAGUGAGAGAAUUUUGCCGCAUUUAUGGGGCGGCGAAUUGCAGCCAUAGUCCAUCCUCUAGCCCUACUUCUUCAAGCAGCACUUGUUGGCGCCAGGCCGAUGCUAAAGCACAGGAGGAGAAACUUGGCAAAGAACAAGUUCAACUUGAGGCGAACAACCAAACCAGUUGCGUUGCAUCAACGACCGAAAAUAAAGCAGCGUCAUCGCCUGCUCGUAGUCCUACAUCAGAUCCAGAUGGCGUUUCCACCUGGGCUGCCCUCGUCGCAUCACUCACCGGGAUGUCAGACGGGAAGCCGCUUCUACCGCAAGACCCAGCGAAGGCAGGCGCGCUGACCGGAGCAGAUCGUGGAGAACAGCAGCAGGAGCCGUGCUCGUCGGACGAGCAAGCUGCACCUGCUGCGCACCCGACCCUAGCGCAGCUGGCGGAGCUUCCGCUCAACCCGGCGGGAUGGUUUUUUCAGCGAUACGAAGCGAAGGACAAAGCGAAUUUUGACCCGCAUAUCGAUCACACUUGGAUUUGGGGCGACAGAAUCUUGGACUUGAACCUCCAGGCUGACGCGGUGCUUUCCUUCUUUUCUCCGCCCGGAUUUCGGUGGGGCGACUGUGAAGAUGAAACCGAAGAAGUACACAUAGACCAAGAGCACCACAAGGUCGAGGAAGACGAUGAUCCUGGAGUCCGCAUCGACGUGCCGCUUCCGCGCAGGUCGUUGCUGGUGUUUGCCGGAGCGGCCCGGCACACCUGGGAGCACGCGAUCCUUCCGGACACUUACGGGACCGAAGGGCGCGUGAGCCUGACUGUGCGUGAACUCAGUAGUGGAUUUUCGCAGCUGGAGCAAGGGCAACUCUGCACGCACCUGGCGACGGAAUGUACCGCCGAGGAUCAGGAGCUGUGUCGCAACAGCUUGGCAAAGCUGCGGGAGUCUCACCGCCCGGAACUUGGAUUUUCACACAGCGUUACUCGAGGAGGAGCGUGAUGCCGAAACUCUCUCUGUUUUGAGCUUUCUUCGCGACUACGACAGGCACUGCACUCUAUUGCGUCUCCUAACAAAUUGGGGCUCCGCCCACGCGAGAGCAGA
Amoebophrya sp. A120 is the source of this 2176-nucleotide messenger RNA. The record is from the annotation of a GenBank genome assembly. Lineage: Eukaryota; Dinophyceae; Syndiniales; Amoebophryaceae.